CUAUGUUUACAUCGGGCACCUGUGGAAGGACCAGGUUAAUGGAGCGAUGAUCUUCUGAAAGGAGAUGGGUAACUUACAUCUAAGAGGCAGUUACCAUAGCAACAAGGAUGAGGACAAAUGCAGUGCAGAUUUCCACAAGAGAAUUCUGUCAGCCAAAUCUGGCCAGCUGCUUCACACUUGUUCCUUUGGAAAGUGGAUUCGCCAUCGCAGAAAGAUUUGUGGAUUCACGGGGAAGACAGACUUCAGCACCCUGCGAGAAGCUCACCGACGAAGCGGGAUCCUCGUGAAGCCGGACACGACGGAUGGCAGAUACUUCGCUGUGAGCUGGAAGAGUAAAUCAGAGAUCGUGAUUCUUGAGAAGCUAGCGUGGUGGGUGGGGUCUGUGAAGGUUCCGCGAGUCCCUGUUCCAGACACGGAGGACCCCAACUGGUUCCGUCAUGCUCAACAUAAUCGUACACGGAAGGAGUGCAGUGUGGUGGGCUACAGAAAUGGCCUGGCUGUAGUCCAGAUUAACUGUGAUAGACAUUUCACCAUUGCAAAAUUCUAUAUAUUAGAUUUGUUUCAGAAGACAUGUGUCGGCCAUUUUGUGGUGAUGUAUCAUACGCGGCGUUGGUACGAGUGCUACAUAUCUCCAAACAAGCGGAGAAUCAUGUUGCGACCGGACCACUUGACUCGGGUUGUCGUCCUGCCUGACAGCUAUGUCAUACAGAACCUCACCCUAUUCGUAGGUCCGUCCGAGUCUCCAGUCGUAGCCGCUAUUCCCCCAGCCUUCAGAACGCAUGCCCUCACAUACAACACUAAACUAGGUGAUGACUUUGUUAUUCUAGGGGCUGAUCAAGACAUUGAAAUAAGGAAACUCCCAGAUUGGUCUUUGGAAAAACAUGUUCCAAAUCUUAAUAUUUCGGCAAGCAUUCACCAGAUACGAUCAAGUCCCACAGGGGAUUUCAUCGCUAUUCGUUACGUCCAUCCUAUUCACAGUCGAGAAUAUAGUACAAACUUUGUUGCGGUUCUCAGUUACCCCAAGCUUGAUAUUGUGAUGAGGGUGGAUGUUCGUGGUUGUUAUUGGCCAGUGUCGGAGGUCAUCAAUCUGCAGGUGUUCCCCCGAUUCUCCCCCAGCGAGUCCUGUAUUGCUGUGAUGCGCAACUGCAGCUACAAGCGGAAGGUGUUUGUGUACAAGCUGCCCCCAGUCCAGUCAUCCCUCCAACACCUAUGUCGCAGGACGGUCCUCCAACUAGUCCCCCUCAAGGACACGGAGAAACUGCCACUACCGAACAAACUCCUGGACUACCUACAGUUCCGGGAAAAGACAACAGCCGGUGCCUUCUAGCACACUCAUGGACUCGUGUAGACUCACAUGUCCUCUCAUGGACUCGUGUAGACUCACAUGUCCUCUCAUGGACUCAUGUAGACUCACAUGUCCUCUCAUGGACUCCAUUUACGUUCAUCAAGGAAUCAAGGAAUGAAAUGGACUGUUAUGGACCCUUACUGCCUGACAUGGACCCUCAUGUACUCCAUUUACGUUCAUCAAGGAAUCAAGGAAUCAAAUGGACUGUUAUGGACCCUUACUGCCUGACAUGGACCCUCAUGUACUCCAUUUACGUUCAUCAAGGAAUCAAGGAAUCAAAUGGACUGUUAUGGACCCUUACUGCCUGACAUGGACCCUCAUGUACUCCAUUUACGUUCAUCAAGGAAUCAAGGAAUGAAAUGGACUGUUAUGGACCCUUACUGCCUGACAUGGACCCUCAUGUACUCCAUUUACGUUCAUCAAGGAAUCAAGGAAUCAAAUGGACUGUUAUGGACCCUUACUGCCUGACAUGGACCCUCAUGUACUCCAUUUACGUUCAUCAAGGAAUCAAGGAAUCAAAUGGACUGUUAUGGACCCUUACUGCCUGACAUGGACCCUCAUGUACUCCACUUACGUUCAUCAAGGAAUCAAGGAAUCAAAUGGACUGUUAUGGACCCUUACUGCCUGACAUGGACCCUCAUGUACUCCAUUUACGUUCAUCAAGGAAUCAAGGAAUCAAAUGGACUGUUAUGGACCCUUACUGCCUGACAUGGACCCUCAUGUACUCCAUUUACGUUCAUCAAGGAAUCAAGGAAUCAAAUGGACUGUUAUGGACCCUUACUGCCUGACAUGGACCCUCAUGUACUCCACUUACGUUCAUCAAGGAAUCAAGGAAUCAAAUGGACUGUUAUGGACCCUUACUGCUUCACAUGGACCCUCAUGUACCCCACUUACGUUCAUCAAGGAAUCAAGGAAUCAAAUGGACUGUUAUGGACCCUUACUGCCUCACAUGGACCCUCAGGGUCUUUUGCAGGUUCUUUUGGACUCACAUGGUCUCUCAAAUACUUUUUACAUAUAUCAUCUAUUAUGAUGGACAUGAAAUGAAGUAUAAAAGAAUGAUACUAAAAUGUUAGCUAUCAUGAUAAUACCCUUAUUGGGGAUUGUUUUUAUUCCAGUGUGGGUCUUUUUGCCAGCAAUAACAUUUGCUGUAGAUUUGGGCCUCAAUACAGUGUCCGAUUAAUCUGAGAACAAGUAGAUAAAUCCCUGUUUUAUCCUAAGGGUGUCUGUAUUUGUUUGUGUUUCCGAUGUGAAAUGAUAAAAAUUUCUUAUAUCAAUUUUCCCUGCUGCUGUGAAAGUUUAUGCCCGGAUGUUAUAAAAAGCUGCUCCUACCAUUGCGCAUUAAGUGAAAAAACAUGUCAGCUGCAUAUUUCUUCAGCUUUAUUCAUUUAAAAUUGGUUUACAAGGCAAAGUCUCUCAUCUGCGCCAUAAAUUAAUAUAAAGACUUUUAGCAAGUGUUCUUAACUUCAAAAUGUCAUAAGAUAUGUUACACAAUUCAAGAAAAACAGUUUUUUAAAUUUUUGUCCCCACCCACCCACUCUCUUGCUGGUUGAGGUUGGAGAUGAGAACACAUAAACAAAUAUGAAUGGCCUAAGAUGAAGAGGAAGAAAUUUAUGAGUGAUUAGGCAGAUUUGAGAAAAAAAAUUCAUGAUAUUUCUAGUCAUGUGGCUUGUAGGAUGUACCAUAUACUGAUACAGUGGUUAAUUGGAAUACAGGAGAAUUGUUUUCCAGUACAAUACAUGCUGAACAUUAAAUUAUGUUUUAACAAAAGAAUGUGGAAUAUAAACAAGGUACAAGAAGGGAACAAAACUGAUCAAAACAAUAAGCAAUACAAAAUAUUCAUCUUAGCAUAUUUCCUGAUUAUAUUUUCUAUAUUUACAAUACAAUGUUAACGUGCAAUAUUUGUAUUACUAAACAAACAAGGGCCUGAGGGGACGGAUUCAUAAGAUGUCAAGAGAUAGUUCAAUCUCAUGAAAAUCAGAUCUUCGUUCUGGCUACUGAUAAAACAAUGAUCUGAGGACAUCCCAUUACGGGUCACGUCAGGCCGACC
Haliotis rufescens (red abalone) is the source of this 3392-nucleotide messenger RNA. RefSeq lists its product as uncharacterized. The record is from RefSeq and is a predicted model, not a curated record. Gene Ontology annotation, biological process: intracellular signal transduction. Bases 65 to 1327 code for a protein of 420 amino acids. NCBI's taxonomy places the organism in Eukaryota, Metazoa, Mollusca, Gastropoda, Lepetellida, Haliotidae. The transcript is spliced from 2 exons.